Messenger RNA from Patiria miniata (bat star), 873 nucleotides. It is a transcript of the gene pdrg1, whose product is annotated as p53 and DNA damage-regulated protein 1-like. Bases 77 to 475 code for a protein of 132 amino acids. The record is from RefSeq and is a predicted model, not a curated record. The transcript has 5 exons. Lineage: Eukaryota; Metazoa; Echinodermata; Asteroidea; Valvatida; Asterinidae.
GUACUGCACUGGGACGUAGAACUCGCUCUUUUUUCAUCAUAAAUUGUCCCUUUCUGUGUACAUUUUCCUCCUCAAAAUGUCUAGGGACACUCAGUUCAUCCUCAGACAUUUAGGGGAACUUGAGCAGCUUGCUGAAGAGGUUCUAGCAGAUAAAGAACAGAUUGUUGAUUUGGAUCGGACACGCAACGGCAAUCGUGAAGGUCUGCGGUCCCUCAUCAGGCAAAACCGACAAAGUAAACCUGGGCAAUCCAAGUCAUGGGUUUGUUUUGGUGACAUGUUCAUCAAGCUUCCUGGGCCUACUGCUCAAGCAAUGAUAGAACAAGAUCAGGAGAAAUUGACUGAAGAAAUUGACCGACUUCAUAAGGAGCUCAAACCCAAGGUGGCAAAGCUUAGAGACAUGGAAGGUCAGAAGGAAGCUAAAGGGUUUGAUCUGACGGCACUGUCCAGCGAUGAAAUGAAAGCAGUCGGGAGGUGACAAAGUGCGACAGCCACCACUACCCGAUUAGACGAAAAUAUCUGGAACUUAAAAACAAUUGUGCUGCUUCGAAGUGCUAUUCCUUGGACUCAAUGAACUGUUCUGGUUUUGGCUUUGUGCACAAGUACCCCCUCAACGGCAAGAAAGGGAGAGUUGGGGGAGACCACUGGGAGAGACAUUGGCUUCUGGCAGUACUAAUCCCAUCAUUCGAACACAUUGCCGAUGUUGCCUGAUGCUCACGCGAAGACGCCUAUGGCUUUGUGCACAUUCGGAAUAAAACGAGUCGUGCUUACUUAAAGCUAUACACAUGCAAACCAGUACACGCAUGCGAUGUGUCCCGUCCAGUCAGCUCUCAACAGUGGCCAAAAAGCGCCCUCUCUGUUCGCGCACGGAGCCCC